Molecule: messenger RNA, 2884 nt
Organism: Beta vulgaris subsp. vulgaris (sugar beet)
Lineage: Eukaryota; Viridiplantae; Streptophyta; Magnoliopsida; Caryophyllales; Amaranthaceae
Exons: 4
Coding region: 263-2560 (765 amino acids)
Source: RefSeq, a predicted model, not a curated record
AGCAAGUGAGCAUAGGUGAAGGUGAAAAUUGAUGGACAAUGAGGGAUCUCCCACGUAAGCACCAAGGAGAGAGGAAGUGUUGUCUUUGAAAGAUAAAGAGAGUGCAUUUAAGUGGGUCCCACACCGAACCCUUUAAAACUCUUCCGCCCUAAGCGCCAAAAACAACCCCCUCUUCCCCUCUCCUCUUUCUGUCUCUCCACCCUCCACCUUCCGUACGCUCAUGCUCACUCCAACAUCUCCUCCCAAAUUCAACCUUUGAGGUAUGGAAAGUCAUGGUCAGACACACGACGACUUUGCGAGCUCUAUUUCUCCACCUCAAUUGCAGAAAGAUAAUGAUGUAGAAUUUUUACCAGCAGAUUAUGGUGGUACUGAUAGUUCUAUUCCCUUCCCCUCUGCGCCACUCCAUUUUUCCCCAUUGCCUACAGGGAAUGUGUAUGGGAACCAACAAAUUUUUCCCAGUCCGGCUGUACAUGAUUUGGAUAUGGGGACAUACAUGGAUGAACAUAAUAUAUCUAUUCUGAAUAUUCCUGCUGAACAGGAUGUGACUGUUACUAAUGACGUUUCUAUUCAAGACCAUGAGAUUUUCAUUUUCCCUAGUGCAAGGGCGGAUAGGACGAUUUCUGAAUAUCAAAUUCCCAAUAACAUGAUGUCUGCCUAUCAUGGCAUGAACAGGGUACCUCAUUUUGACAAUAAUCUUGGUGCAAUGGACAGAAAUUCCAGUAUUGCAAGUACUUGUGGGGUUGGAAACAUCGACAUGAGUGUAAUGGACUUUAUGAUACAAAAUAAUAGCAGACAGCCAGCAGAGAUUAAUAGAACUUUUACUAACUUCAGUGUUGGUGCAGCUAACGUCGAUCAAAGUAUUGCUCCAAGGGUGUAUGAAAACCAGGUUAGAGUUGAUUCAUCUCAACCUAGCAGUUCGGACAAACUUGAUGGAGAAUUUCUGUCACUUGGAUAUCAUAAUGAGGUUGCUCCUAAUUUGAACACCAAUUCUUAUCGCGGGAACAACCAUAUGAGUGAGACCUCUUUUUCUCCCCAAGGUCAAGUAGCUAAUGGUUCUUUUAACAAUGUAAGGGGAAGCGUAUCUGGGAUUCAGAACAAUGUAGGUGGUCUAAUGACUCCUUGGGAUUGUAUGAGUAACCUAACCUUGUCUGCUGAUGAUUAUGCUUUGCGAGCCAUGACUUCUGGGCAUGAUAUGAGUCCAAUCUCCAACCUACGUGGAGGAGAGGCGAACAUGCAUCAUUAUAUACCCACCCCAAGUAGCAAAACCUUGGAAUCUAGUAUUGAGACUAACUCAAGAGUAUCUUUGAGUAAUCCUUCUGAUUGUUCUGGAGCUGAACCACACAUGCUUUCCAAUAUCUCUGACAAUAAUGAAGGAUUGAGGGAGUACAUGAGAAGAACGGUGCAGAGAGUUCCAUUCGACUCUUCUGUCCUAAGGAGUAAUCACCAAAAUGCUGCUCAGCGGAUGCAGAAUUCACAUAGAAGCCCCAACUUCACGUCACCCCUUUCUGGAAUGAUUUCUAGAGAAUCUGACCGUCAAGACAAGUCAGGUCAAGCAGGUGACAGGACACUGCAAAGUGAGCAUCCUUGUGCAUCUACACCUAUGAGUAGAGAAUCUCUCAAAAGAAACUUAGAUUUGCCUCCCCGAACCUCAAUACAGGAUCAGCGUAGAAAGAUAAUGCCUCAAACUUCUGCGCUACAAUUUUCACCAGAUCUACUGCAGAAUGCCCUGGUGCAAGUUGCUACAGGCCCUAUGCCAACCUCUUCUAUCUCUGCAAAUUCCUCUAGUUCUACAAUCAAGGAUUUUUCUGCAAGUGCUUGGACCAGGAAUACAACAUAUUGUCCACCUGCAUCUGAUACUUUUGGAGCCUCUAACACAGCAAGGGCCACGCAGCAUUCUUCACCUCCCUCAGCUGCUUUUGUUUCACCAACUCAAAUCCCAACUGCUUGUAGUGCUUCCCCCAGUUCUACAAUGAUAUCCCCAGCUCCUUUUGCAAACACUUCCACCAUCCCUGUGAUUGCAGCUGAAAGUCCUGCUUUUGCAUCUCCGCCUAUAGAUGCGCCUCCAACUGCUUUGGCAAGGACGGUAGCAACCCGGUCUGGUUCAGCAAGAAUUCCAAAGCCUGCAAAUAAAUCCAAGAGAUCUGCAGCAACAGCCUUUCCUCCUUCACCACAUAACCCAGCAUCUGCAAGUGCUCCGCGGAAGACUCGUUUGCUUAAUACCAGCUCAAAUAAUCAUCAAGCUCUUAGGGAUUUGAGAAAGUCUGCGUUAGCUGCUUUAGCAAAGGCAGCUCCAGCUUUCAGAGCAUCACAAGCUUCUAGUGCAAUGGCUCGUAUAAAGUUUCAAGGUUUUGAUAUACCUCCAACAACUGGAUUCAAUUGCAUGCUAUGCAAAAGAGACUUAUCAUUUGCACCUGAAGGUCCCUUCGUACAACCUCCCAUUCCACCAGCUGUAGCUGUUCUACCUUGUAGCCACACCUUCCAUGACCAUUGUCUGCAGCUCAUUACUCCAGUAGAUCGGGAAGAUCCUCCUUGCAUCCCUUGUGCCAUGGGGGAGAAAUGAGCAUCUUCCAAGUACAAUUCAAUCCUUCGACUUUUACUCGUAAUUGAGGCAGAUGAGAUUUUGUACUCGGGGUGUAUUUUGAUGUAGUCCAAAGUGAAGGCAUAUAAUAGAAUUUUUUGGUGCGUAUAUAGCUGAAAUAGUGAUUAUGCCGUCCUUUUUGGGGUCGUUAUUUAGACAAGUAGAAGAAAUGUACAUGGUUUAGAAGGAAAAGGGAAAUUAUUAACAUUGCAGUGUAGAUAUAAGUGACCACAAGUAAUCAUGCAACUGCUUGAGAAUGCACAUCUGAAACUGACAAUUAACUGAGUUAUGGUUUUGCUGAUCUUA